AUAUUAAAAGAAAUAAAUAAUAAAAAUGUAAAGAUUGAAGAUUUGAAACAUGAUGAGGGUGCUAUUUUGAAAAAGAUUAUCAAUCAAUUAAAAGAUAAACCUUUAGCAAAGAUUUGUUUGACGAAUUGCAUGAAAAAU
Messenger RNA from Dentiscutata erythropus, 138 nucleotides. Lineage: Eukaryota; Fungi; Glomeromycota; Glomeromycetes; Diversisporales; Gigasporaceae. The record is from the annotation of a GenBank genome assembly.